GGGCCUAUGCCUUUGUGUCUCCUGCGCUCCCGCGCAGGUGGGCAACCCGCGCCAGGAGCCACUUUGCCAGUGCGCACCGGGACCCUGAGUCCCGCUUUCCGUGUCCGAGGACUCGGACCGCCCUUUGGGGCGGACAAUAGACCCUUCUCCCAGUGGCACCGUGGGCUCUAGGGGUGGCUUAUUUGGGGACGCUAACGGGACUUUCGCGGGACCGCUCGCUCAGAGCCGGGCCGCUGGCAGCAGAGUUGGGCGCGUUUUCCUUUCUCAAUCGCGCGAGGGAGGAGAUCUGGGGACAGACUGUCCUCGGCCGAUAGGUACGCGCGAGUGUCCCGAGCCUGCCGGUCCCGCAUUAGACAACAAAGAGAGGCGUUAGCGGCGGCGGGGGAGGGGCGCGGCCGGGAGGAGGACGGGGCGGGCUGCGGCGAGCGCGGGGGUGGGGGGCGCUCGCUCUCCGCUCGCCCUGACCGCGGCCUCCGCCCGCCCCCGGCCCGGCGCGCGCCAAUCGCCUCCCCCAGCGAUAGUGUCAGUAGCAUUGUAGUGUCAGCUCCCGCCGGUGACGUUGCGCCUCCCUCGUCCCCCUCCGGAGCCGUCUGGCUGCAGAGGCUCAGUCAAGAGGCGGGGAGGAGAGGAGGAAAAAGCGCUGAGUGAGGGCGGGCGGGCGGGCGGGAGGGAGGGAGUGGAGGAGCCGGGGAGGGGCUCCUUAAAGAAACGCUGCUGUCGCUCGCCUGCUCGCUCCUCGCUCGGCAUUGUGGCCAGCCAGCCGGGCACUCGGGGGGUACGCGCGGCCGCCGCUCGAGCUUUGCCCCCACCCCACCCGCCGGCAGAUCUGGGGUGGGGACCCAGGCGGGGGCUCCUGCAGCCACUGCCCGGCGCGGACCGCACCGAGCGCCCCACUCCUCCCGGCGCCGAGAAAGGAGCAACGGAGCCCUCUGCAGCCGGCCGGCCUCCCCGCCCCUGACCACUCGCUUCCCGGCUGCCUUUGUGGCCGCAGCUUCUCGCCGCCGAGCCGAGGGCCGGCGGGGGCGCGGCGCGCACGGCCGAGCGAUGCCCAGCUCCCUGUUUGCAGAGCUGGAGCGCAACGGCAGCGGCGGCGGCGGAGGGGGAGGCGGCGGCGGCGGUGGCGGCGGCGGCGGCGGCGGCGGCGGCGGGGGAGAGACCCUGGAUGACCAAAGAGCCCUGCAGCUCGCGCUCGAUCAGCUCUCCCUGCUGGGGCUGGACAGUGACGAGGGCGCCUCUCUGUACGACAGUGAGCCGCGCAAGAAGAGCGUGAACAUGACCGAGUGCGUGCCGGUGCCCAGUUCCGAGCACGUCGCCGAGAUCGUGGGGCGGCAAGGUUGUAAAAUCAAAGCGCUGCGGGCGAAGACCAAUACUUACAUCAAGACCCCGGUUCGCGGGGAGGAGCCUGUCUUUGUUGUGACGGGCAGGAAGGAGGAUGUGGCCAUGGCUCGGAGGGAGAUCAUCUCUGCCGCGGAGCACUUCUCCAUGAUCCGCGCCUCGCGGAAUAAGAACACGGCGCUCAACGGCGCAGUGCCCGGGCCGCCCAACCUGCCUGGACAGACCACCAUCCAGGUGCGGGUGCCCUAUCGCGUGGUGGGGCUCGUGGUGGGGCCCAAGGGCGCCACGAUCAAGCGCAUCCAGCAGCAGACGCACACGUACAUCGUGACGCCCAGCCGAGACAAGGAGCCGGUGUUCGAGGUGACCGGCAUGCCUGAGAACGUGGACCGAGCUCGCGAGGAGAUCGAGGCGCACAUCGCCCUGCGCACGGGCGGUAUCAUUGAGCUCACGGAUGAGAACGACUUCCACGCCAACGGCACGGAUGUGGGCUUUGAUCUGCAUCACGGGUCCGGCGGGUCCGGCCCGGGCAGCCUCUGGAGCAAGCCCACCCCCAGCAUCACGCCCACCCCCGGCCGCAAGCCCUUCUCUAGCUACCGCAACGACAGCUCCAGCUCGCUCGGCAGCGCCUCCACAGACUCUUACUUCGGCGGGGGGACCGGCGGCAGCACAGCCGCCACCCCGCGCCUAGCGGACUACAGCCCCCCCAGCCCCGCGCUCAGCUUCGCCCACAACGGGAACAACAACAACGGCAAUGGAUACACCUACGCGGCGGGGGAAGCUUCCGCGCCUUCCCCCGACGGCUGUCCCGAGCUACCGCCCACCUUCGACCCGGCCCCCGCCCCCCCGCCUGGGGCGCCCCUGCUCUGGGCUCAGUUCGAGCGGUCCCCGGGGGGCGGACCUGCGGCGCCCGUCUCCUCUUCCUGCUCUUCCUCCGCGUCUUCUUCCGCUUCGUCCUCCUCGGUGGUCUUUCCCGGGGGCGGCGCCAGCGCGCCCUCCAAUGCCAACCUGGGGCUGCUGGUGCACCGCCGGCUGCACCCGGGCACCAGCUGCCCGCGCCUGUCCCCGCCCUUGCACAUGGCGCCGGGGACGGGCGAGCACCACCUGGCGCGCCGGGUGCGCAGCGACCCGGGCGGAGGGGGCCUGACCUACGCCGCCUAUGCCAACGGGCUGGGGGCGCAGCUGCCGGGCCUGCAGCCGUCGGACACCUCCGGCUCGUCGUCGUCGUCCAGCUCCUCCUCCAGCUCCUCCUCCUCGUCGUCGGGGCUGCGGCGGAAGGGCAGCCGCGACUGCUCCGUGUGCUUCGAGAGCGAGGUGAUCGCCGCGCUCGUGCCCUGCGGCCACAACCUCUUCUGCAUGGAGUGCGCCAACCGCAUCUGCGAGAAGAGCGAGCCCGAGUGCCCGGUCUGCCACACCGCGGUCACUCAGGCCAUCCGCAUCUUCUCCUGAAGGCGGCGCGCGCCUGCGCGCACCCCGCGGGGAGGGGGGGGGGAGAAGGGGGACCCCCCUCCCCUCCCCUCCCCUCCCCUCCCCUCCCCUCCGGCCUCGCUCCCCCCACCCCCACCCUGUCCGCGCCCCCCCCCCCGCCGCCUUGGUGCCCCACCUUCUCCUCCCCGCCCUGCUCUCACUCUGAGGUCCAGAGGAUCUUGGAAAGCUGUAGUAUCCGCUCAUUUUUAAAAUGUAAUUUUUAAACAAAGGAACUUGCCAGGAUGUCUGCAUCAAGAGUACUGUAGCCUGGGAAGCCUCUGAUCUGAACCACCUGAAAUGCAUGCUCUAUAAAUAAUAGGAACGGCGACAUUCUAGUCAUGAUAGUUUUUACACUGUACUUAAUAGGAAGCUUCCAGAAGAAGAAAACCCCACAAGUUUUCCAUUUUUCUUAAAGUAGGAGAAAAAAAAAAAGAACAAUAAUUAUUAUGAUUAAGAUGGUAAUAGUGCUUAUGGGAUGUGUGGACUGUUUUACGUGUGUUCCCCUCUGUGGCUGGGUUCCUCCGAUGCUUAUUCUAGAACACAGUGGAUCCUUUUUGAAUGUUGUGGAAGGGCCAGGAGUUCCUGUGAAUCCAGGAUACUGCAGCUUUAUAAAAGUUAAACAAACUGUAACAUAUCUCUUAUAUAUUAAAAACGUUUAAAAGUUUUAAAGAGAAAUUGCAUUAAUACAGAUUGAAGUAUUUUAUUCUUUUUUGACUUGAAAAAUUAUAUUUCAUAUUGCAAAGAUGUUUACAAGUAUUUUAAUUUAAGUUCAGUGAACUUUUUUGUAGCUGGGUUAAAUCUUUUUAUUUUAGUAUGGCCUUAUGGCAAAGAACACUGUAUUAUUUUAAUAACCACACAAUUGUGACGAAAUUACAAAACCAUAAAAUGUGUAAUGUUUUGAACAGUAUUCUGUUGGGAUGGAGAUUUUAUAGGUUCAGACAAAUCUUCUAGAUUUGCUUCACCCAGCAUAUUUUCUAUUCAGUGAUAUAAAGCAUAUUUUAUUCUAUAUUAUUACAAAAAAAAAAAACGGAAACGUAUAAACACGUCAAAAGGAACUGUGGAUGCUUUCUAACAUUUGUAUAAAUAGAAUUCCGUGCAAGCUACGAAAAUUCUGUUGGGCCACUAUAGUUUUAGUAUUCCUAUUUUAAUACAUUUGUUUACCACUUGUUCAUGUAUAUGUAGGUGACGUUACUUGAGCUUAAAUGUACUUUACUGAGCAAAGUUUAAAAAGCAAAGUAUAUUUUAUUUUAUGAUAAAGGGCCUUUAACCUCAUGGUCAAAUACUAAUAUUAUAUUUGCUGAGACAAGAUUUGAAAUUGUAUCAAGAGUUUUAUUUUUCUGACAUUUAAAGUUCUACAUAAUAAAGGUAAGACUUAAGUAAUGGUGCUACUUUGUUUUUUAAGUAUUUCUAUAUAAAUAAAAUAUUGAAGAAAAUCUA
Molecule: messenger RNA, 4236 nt
Organism: Felis catus (domestic cat)
Lineage: Eukaryota; Metazoa; Chordata; Mammalia; Carnivora; Felidae
Gene: MEX3B
Product: mex-3 RNA binding family member B
Exons: 2
Coding region: 1045-2781 (578 amino acids)
Molecular function (GO): RNA binding
Source: RefSeq, a predicted model, not a curated record